GCCAGUGGGGCGGGUGGAUCUUCCUCGAGCGAAGGAACUGCUGGAGGCGGUGAGGUUCGGGACCGGCGCGUUCUGGCCCCAAUCAUGGCCUCGGCUGAGCUGGCCCAGAAGCUGCAGCGCCGAUUGCUGCGGGACGGGAGUUGCUCGGAGCCCACCCCCGACAAGGAGGAGAGCGAGGAGGGGGUCGCUGUUGGGGGCGCGACGCCGGCAGGCUCUGAGGCUAGCCCGGGAGACACUGACGAAGACCGGAGCGUGGUGAGCACCGCGGCUGACCCGGAGCUGAGCGCCAAGUUGAGCCGCCGGCAAGACAUCAACGCGGGCGCAGCUCGACCCCGCUUCGCCCAGAUCUUCAAUCCCUACACCGAGUUUAAGGAGUUCUCCCGCAGGCAGAUCAAGGACAUGGAGCGCCUGUUCCGACUGUAUGACUCAGGGAAAGAUGGUUACAUUGACCUUAUGGAAUUGAAACUAAUGAUGGAGAAGCUUGGUGCCCCACAGACUCAUUUGGGCUUGAAGAACAUGAUCAAGGAAGUCGAUGAAGAUUUUGAUGGCAAACUCAGUUUCCGUGAGUUCUUGCUCAUUUUUCACAAAGCUGCAGCUGGAGAGCUUGAAGAAGACAGUGGUUUGAUGGCUUUGGCUAAACUCUCAGAGAUUGAUGUUGCCCUUGAGGGGGUAAAAGGAGCAAAGAACUUCUUUGAGGCAAAGGUUCAAGCAUUGUCUUCAGCCAGUAAGUUUGAAGCAGAAAUCAAAGCAGAGCAGGAUGAACGAAAACGUGAGGAAGAGGAGAAGAAGCACCGCAGAGCAGCUUUCCGAGAGCUCAAGUCAGCAUUCAGUCAAUAACUGAGGCAACUCAUCUGCCAGAUGAGACUGGUGUAUCUUCUUACAAGCUGUGCUGUGUAUUGGACACCCCUCUGGAGAGGAAUCAUAAUAGAUUUAAAGCUCUUUUUAAAAUAUGAAACUACUAUCAAGAUGCUUGAGCAUAUGCCACACACCACAGCAUUUGCAUCAUUCUGAAUGCCAAAAAUUAUCCAGGUGACCCUCUCGCUGUAAUGGGCAUGGCCAAAAAGAAUGGAAAUAUUCUAAUGCUGAAGGCCUAGACAGAAAAUUGGAGCACCAAAUAAGCAACAGUGGUACUAAACAAGUUCAUCUUGGUCAGAAAAUAGGUAGAAAAUCCCAUCUUACUCUCCAUUCUGAACAUCCCUUCCUUCAGCUUCCUUUCUCUGUAUCUUUUAGCUCCUAUAUUUCCCAAAGCCAUUUAUUACUUCCAGAGAAGCAGGGGCUUCUUUUAGAUAUAAACUAUGUUCCUUUCGUGUUCAAAUAAUUGUGCCAGUACCCUUUUAUGUUCUAAUUUUGCUUCACAUGCACUGUUUCCUAGCAAGCAGGCUUCUGGGGCAAUCCCAUUAACAAAGAUAAGGAGAGUGCCAUUUUUUUAAAUUCAACUGUGACAACUUUCUAUUCAAGGGUACAAGCACCCAUCACCAUGUUUUUUUAUGUGGACAUAAAUGUCUCUGCUCUAAGCAACAACAACAAAAGUCCCAUUAAUAUAUUUUCUGAUUCUAUCUAUCUGGUCACAUUCCAUUACAUUUUUGUUGUUGGGUCCAUAGACUUUUUCCAGUUUUGGGGGAGUUACACAUCUGACAGUCAAGUGGGUAAGAUAGUUUGGCAGUACUUCAGUUGUCCACCUCUGAAAAUCUUCUGUCCUCUUGUGGCCACAUGUGGGAAUGCAACUACUACUUUAGAGUUAUUACUUAAUCAAAAUUGCCAUUUCUGUUUAGCAGUGUUUCUACUUUGAAAGGGUAAUAGAUUUAGGUUCCGAAGCAUAUAUACAGUAGGUGGGUGCCAGCUUCUUUGCCAAGUCUGUUUUCAGUCAAUGUAACAGAUACCACAUUCCUUGUUUUUAGCUUCUUACAUUGUGAUACUGUGAGCGUGGAAUAGUGAAAAGGAGCCCAUCUCAUGUUAAACAAUGGAUAGGAUAACUGCUAAAUAAUUAAAACUUUAUUUGCAAGUCCACAGAUUAUAUUUGAUAAAAAUCACACUUUUUAGCUAAAAAAUAUUUAUAAUAAAUGUUUUAUACGUUACAAGGUUUGAAUUAUUUUUUCUCUUCUGUUGCUUAUACAAAUAAAACAUUUCUAACUUGCCA
This is a messenger RNA of Eublepharis macularius, 2137 nucleotides long. RefSeq names its product EF-hand domain family member D1 (gene EFHD1). The record is from RefSeq and is a predicted model, not a curated record. NCBI's taxonomy places the organism in Eukaryota, Metazoa, Chordata, Lepidosauria, Squamata, Eublepharidae. Gene Ontology annotation, cellular component: mitochondrial inner membrane. The transcript is spliced from 4 exons. The coding region runs from base 85 to 837 and encodes 250 amino acids. Gene Ontology annotation, molecular function: calcium ion sensor activity.